Messenger RNA from Ahaetulla prasina, 2389 nucleotides. RefSeq names its product dual specificity phosphatase 2 (gene DUSP2). The coding region runs from base 101 to 1054 and encodes 317 amino acids. The record is from RefSeq and is a predicted model, not a curated record. Lineage: Eukaryota; Metazoa; Chordata; Lepidosauria; Squamata; Colubridae. The transcript has 4 exons. Gene Ontology annotation, cellular component: cytoplasm; nucleus. Gene Ontology annotation, molecular function: MAP kinase tyrosine/serine/threonine phosphatase activity; protein tyrosine/threonine phosphatase activity. Gene Ontology annotation, biological process: endoderm formation; protein dephosphorylation; negative regulation of MAPK cascade.
UGUUGCGGGGGGAAUCGUGGGAAUCGGGCAUUCCGAGCCGUUGUAAAACCUCCCCAGGUCUCGUUUCUCGCCGUUUUCUGCUCAGCAGCCGCCGGCCGGCAUGGUGAUCGAGGUUGUGGUGCCGCUGGACAGCUCCGGCUUGGCCCGGUUGCUGCGGGACCCGCAGGAAAACGGCCGCACGUUGGUGCUGGAUUGCCGGCCUUUCCUGGCUUACUGCCAGGCUCACCUGCUGGAUGCCCGGCCGGUGCAUUGGAACGGGCUGCUGCGGCGGAGAUCCCGGGGUCGGAGCGGCGUCAGUUUGGAGUGGCUGAUCCCGGAUCGGGCGCUCCUAGCUCGGCUUCGCAAAGGCGAGGUGGCUCAUUUGGUGGUGCUGGACGAAGCCGGCGGGUCCGUCUCGGCUCUGCGACCGGACAGCUUAGCCAGGCUGCUGCUCAACGCGCUGCUGCGGGAGGAGAGAGCCGGCACGUCGCACAUCUACCUGCUGCAAGGUGGCUUUGAACACUUCCAAGCCAACUUCCCAGAAUUGUGUGCGGUGGCACCACCUACCUUGGCGCCUUCCCCGGACUUGAGAAGCCCUGGAGACAAUAGCGCAGAAGUGGUGACACCCUUAUAUGACCAGGAUGGACCAGUGGAGAUCCUGCCCUUCCUUUACUUGGGUAGCUGUUACCAUUCUUCCAACCGAGAGGUGCUGGAGUCACUGGGCAUCACAGCGGUCCUUAACGUCUCUUCCAGUUGUCCCAACUACUUUGAAGGACACUUCCUGUACAAGAGCAUCCCGGUAGAAGACAAUCACAUGGCCGAUAUCAGCAUAUGGUUCCAGGAAGCCAUAGAUUUCAUUGACUCCGUGAAGGCCAGCGGUGGGCACGUGCUGGUACACUGCCAAGCGGGCAUCUCCCGCUCCGCCACCAUCUGCCUUGCCUACUUGAUCCAGAGCCGCCGGGUGCGGCUGGAGGAAGCCUUCGAUUUCGUCAAGCAGCGCCGCGGGGUCAUCUCGCCCAAUUUCGGCUUCAUGGGGCAGCUCCUGCAGUUCGAGACCGAGGUGCUGUGCCAUUAGCCUGCCGCUCCAUGUUGCUCUGCGGAGAAGGAGGAGGCCAAGAGGAGGCUUCUUACGGACCACAGAUUUGGCGGGUGGGUGGUGGGGUUUCUGUUUACAUCCCAGAUGGGGAAGGGAGGGGGAGCUAUGCGCUGGGCACUGGCCUCCCUCUUUUUUCUUCUCUUGUACUCAUUGGUAGCAAGGAAUUCCCAAAGCGGGAGGGGGACUUGCCUUCCUCCACCCACCCACCCAGGUCGGACUUCUCCUCCGCCGUGUGAAAUUGCCCACGGUGGCUUAUUGCAUGACUAUGAAAACAAAAAGCAAAUAAGCUGGAAACGAAGAGAAAUAAAUGUGAGAUGAGGAGCUUUGGCACCAUUAGCAAGGAACCUCUCGGCCUUCCCCCUCCCUCGGGACAAACUGUCUGUUUGCGUCAUCCCCCUCAUCGAGUUAUUUAUUUGUAUGUUGUAUGUUGUCCGCGUGGCUCCCACUGACUGCUAGUUUGGAUGCGUUGCAUAAAUCAACUCAGCCAGAGUAACGGGUGAUCCUCGACGUAGAACCACCAUUGAGCCGGACGUUGAGGGUGCCAAGUGGGAGGUAUGGGUUGAGUGAGUUCCCUCCCCCCUCAUUUUACGACUGUUCUUGCCACAUUUGUUAAGCGAAUCACGGCAGUUGUUUAACUAGCAACCCGGUCGUUAAGCGAAUUUGGGUGUCCCCAUUGAAACUUUGCUGCUCACAAGGUCCUCAAAGAAGAUCACUUGAUCCCCUACCCCACCCCCCGCCAGGGACACAACCACCAUCAUAAAUGUCAAGCAUCCAAAUGCCAAUCAUGUGACCCUGGGGGAUACUGCAAGUGUGAAAAACGGCCAGACUUUUUAAGUCACUUUUUCCAGCACUGUUAUAACUCCGAACCAUCACCAAAUGAACUGUCUUAAGUCAAGGACUACCUGUACCUCCCUUUGCGUCCUCCAAAAUUGGACACGGGGCCGUUCUUUCGAGCCCAGGUGACUAAACGCUUGGGUGUCUUGGAGGACUUCAAGUUAUAGACUGAAAUCACCACAUUUUUUAAAAAAAAUUAAAAAGUCAUGUAUUAAAAUAACAGUUUAAAAAAAUAAGAGGUUCAGAUUGCUUAAUAGUCUUAUACAUUGGAUAGUGGGAGCAGGUUCAGGCUGAUGGACAGCCGAGUUUAUUCCUUGCCCAAAAGCCAGCGACCUUGCCAUGGUCAUCAGUUGCCAUGGGUGGACCGUUACGUUGAGUAGAGUAAUAUGAACUUGCAAAUGUCCCUUUUCAAAGUAACGUUGAUAUGUUCCUUUUUUUCCCAUGACUUCAAUGCCCGAAAGUUCAUUUGUGCUAAAGUUG